This is a messenger RNA of Aspergillus vadensis CBS 113365, 1548 nucleotides long. Its product is annotated as nucleic acid/nucleotide deaminase domain-containing protein. The record is from RefSeq and is a predicted model, not a curated record. The coding region runs from base 1 to 1548 and encodes 515 amino acids. The transcript is spliced from 3 exons. NCBI's taxonomy places the organism in Eukaryota, Fungi, Ascomycota, Eurotiomycetes, Eurotiales, Aspergillaceae.
AUGCCAUCCUUAAAGGAUUCAUUGAAAGUCCGGAACAAUACCACCUACAAACAAUUGCCUAUCAACUCAGUCCGUGUGGGGCGCCCGAGACUAGGCAGGUAUAACAGACUUCUUGGUCGAUUUUACGAGCCUUUGUUUCUUUUGCGUGUAUUAGGACAGACCCGUGGGCGGCAUACAAUCGGCCCACUGGAUCAUAGUUUGGAGCAAGCACGGCGACGUAAAUUCCUACGUAACCUCGCCUAUGUUUGUGACUUUACCAAAGGGGGUAGUUCCUGCACUGCCAUUGGGCUUGAAGACAGCGAAACAUGUUACAACUUCUGGAUUGCAUCCAACGCAUCUGGUGACAAAAUCGUCGAAUUCGCGAAGAAUGCUCUCGGCCACCUGAAGCCAGCUACAUCAAUCACUGGGGACUUCGAUGAAGGACAAACUAAGGCAGACUUUAUCAGUUUCUGUCUUAACUUCGCGACUAGCCGAGUAAAAAAGGAGCGUCAGUGCUUGUUUCAAGCGAUCAAACAGUGUUAUUGCAUACCGGGAUCUGUGAGAACGGAACAAGAUCAGGUGAUAAAAGACUGGCUUGAUCUCAUUCUCGAACAAGAUGAUUGUCUGGCACUCUGUCAUUAUGCCUAUGUCCAAAUAAAGUCCGUAUCCGCCAGGUUAAUCGGACUAAAAGCUCAAGACGAAGAAAGGUUAAUGGGUCCUGGAGACAAACGGUCGCCUUUUGCGUUAGUUAUCCAUUAUCUAGGGCGACUGGCAGAUCACAUCCGGGCACCGUCGCAGCUGGUUGAGGAUGCCUGCCAUUUGUCUCACAUCCUUGACUCGCAUCAGGUGGUGGCUAUACCUUAUGUGCCUUCCGUGCCUCGGCCAGUGCCCGACAAUCUCACCACGCUUGACGGUGUCCUCAAUAGGAUGUUGAAGAAAGAUGACCCGGAAAAGCUUCAGAUAAAGAAUCUUUUGCUUUCCAUGAAUUCUCGGUCUCAAUCUCGCACCUUUCAGGAUUUCCUGGUACAGUAUGACAAGUGCACGGCGCAGGUGCAUGCAGAAGUGCAGGCUCUAGACCAUUUCUUCAGGCAAAAUCUAUCUUUCGUGGGGAAUGACCGUUACAUUGCUUGUAGCAAGCCGGCCUGUCUAUGUUGUGAGCUAUACUUCAGGCACCAUCCGGCUCGAAUGGUCGUCCCUGAAUCUCACCGCAAAGUCUGGGUUAAUUGGAGUCCACAAUUAGUCAAAAGACCCACGAUGGGGGAUCCAGAAUACGAUUUGCAGGUAAAGGUCCUCAAUGAGAUGACAAGUGAGCUUCGGCGGGCUGUGAUUGCUCAAAUCUUUGAUCAGUCGUCACCUCACCAAACAGCAAUUUCAAAUGACCGGUGGUCUCACAUAGAUUUGGAGGAGCUUCGGGGAAAUACGUUCCGAUAUUCAUCUGCUGAUGGCUGUUUGGACAAGGAGGCAGCUAAACGUAGCACGGCGAAGGUCCUUGAGACAAAUAAGCUCAGGACAUACGUGUCGGAUGAAGACUCGGAUGCAGACUGUGGUGGGGUAUCUCUCAAGAUCUAA